Prunus armeniaca (apricot) is the source of this 183-nucleotide messenger RNA. NCBI's taxonomy places the organism in Eukaryota, Viridiplantae, Streptophyta, Magnoliopsida, Rosales, Rosaceae. The record is from the annotation of a GenBank genome assembly.
AUGAAGGAUCUUAGUCUUGACUAUGGAAACAUUUCUCGUUACCAACCUCCGAUAAGCAAGCAUAUCAGUAGAACGAAUAGCUUCCCCAUUGGUAAGUUGGAACAUGACCCGCUAUUCACGUCUGAGUUUCCACCUGCAAUAUCAGCAACCAAAGUCAGCAACUUCUGGAGAGCUCAGGAGUAG